GUUGUGUAGACGCAAAUCGACCUAACGUGGCUAAAUUCGACCUAACCCCGUAGUGUAGACCAGGGCUUUGAAACAUUUAGCUGGAGGGUCUUAUCAGGAACCUGUUUGUUUUUCCCACCUCCUAUCAAACCAAACCUGCAUUUUCAUACAGUAAACAUCCUGAUAAACAAGUCAACACAUAAUAUUCCUAAAUUAUCUCAGACAACUCUAAAUCUAUCCCAUAGGAUAAAUAAUGUUCUGAGUUGCUGAGAUUCUAUUGGAAAUGCACAGCACACUGUAAUAUGAUACUUCUUUCAUACAAGGUACAGGAGAAUCUGGGUCCCAGUGGAGCUAUCAUUUAUUUUGGGUUUGGAACUGCAGUAUCUGUUGCUUCAGAGUUUCAUAUCUCAGUAUGUUGUGUCCCAAUGGCAUUAUCUUUUUUUCCUCUUCGUAGGUUACGGUUUUGAGCUAUGACAUCACUUCUACAAAGCUGGCUUUGCAAGAUGGUAGAAGAAAACCUAGAGAAAAGGACUAAAAAGUACUUUAAAGAAAAUAUCCCCUAAGCAUUCCAUCAGCAUAAUUUUGCACUGUUGCUAUUGUUGAACAAUCACAUUAUUCUUGUUGGACAAAUGCAUUUUGAAUGCUAAAAUUUGGGAUGUGGGAAAAAGAGAAAUAUGCAAAACUGACAACCAGUAAACCACAGAAUAUGGUUACUUUUGCCUGUCAUCAGCCUGGAUCUGUGUUUAUGCUGAAAGUUCAAGUAAAUGACAUCAUCAGUCAUCAGUACCUACCCCAAGCAAUUGUAGAAGUGUUUGUUAACUACACAAAGACAAAUUCCACCCUCACCGGAAACAAUGGAGUAGUAUUGAUAAAAGUUCCCUACAAGUUAGGUCUAAGUUUAACUAUUGCAUCUUACAAAGAGGGCUACAUGUUAACACCAUUGCCUUGGAAGACUGGGAGAAUGCCAAUAUACUCAUCUGUAACACUUUCACUGUUCCCACAAAGCCAAGCUAAUAUAUGGUUGUUUGAAGAUACAGUUCUAAUCACUGGAAAACUGUCUGAUGCCAAAUCUCAACCAAGUGUUCAGUUUCCCAAAAUUUUAAUAAAACUUCCUGUAAGCCACCAUAUUACAAACGUGACAGCCUAUUUGACAGUGCCACAGCAGUUUUUGAAAGUGGACAAUUUUCUGUAUACAACAGGAAUUCUUCUAAAUAAAUCAGGUUUUAAAAGCAUUGAAUUGACCCCUCUUGCUGCAAUAUGUGUAAACCUCCUUUCAGCUGGGAAAGAAUUGAAAGUGACUGGUCCAAUUCAUAUUACGCUGCCUCUUCUACCAACAAGUAGGGUAAAAUCAGGAGAUGCUAUACCUGCAUGGACAUUUGAUAUGAAAACUGGUGCCUGGGUAAAUCGUGGGCUGGGAAUGGUGAAGAAUGCAAAUGACCAUUUAGUAUGGACGUAUGUUGCGCCGCACUUGGGAUACUGGGUAGCAGCGCCAGUGCCUGGAACCAGAGACUCUAUUGUUAAUGCAGUUUCCAAGGACAUAACAGCCUAUCACACAGUGUUCCUUACAGCCAUACUUGGAGGUACUAUAGUCAUUAUCGUUGGAUUCUUCACUGUUCUUCUCUGUUACUGCAGGGAUAAAUGUGGCCAAUCACAUAGGAGGGAAAAAAAUACAACUAAACUGGAGGUCUUAAAAAAAGACCAGACAACAUCAACAACUCACAUAAAUCACAUCAGUGCUGUGAAGGGGUCAGUAAAGCUAGAGGAUAAGUCACAAUUAUACAUGCCCAAGCUUUCCUCCUAUAGCCCUCACAGAAAGACUUCUAUGGAAACAGAGGACAAAAAAGCCUGGGACAAUUUUAAAAUCUACACAGAAAAUGUUUCAUAUCAAUCAUCCAAUCAGAGUGGUCACUUGAGGAAUUCAGCCCAGUCCUUGGAGCCUAAUGUUGGAGUUAGACAAUUACAGCAGCCAAAGCACAUUAACAGCAGUGUUUCUCAAUCUCCCAGGGACAUUCAAGACCAAAACCGAUAUCUUGCAGUGAACGAAGAGAUGUAUGGGCUUUCCCAUAUCCCAGAACAACUAAUGCAUAUUUACAGUCAGCCUGUUGCCAUCCUUCAAACCUCUGACCUGUUCCACUCUCCGGAGCAAUUGCAUGUGGCUAAGUCAGCUACUUUGCCAAGAAAAGGGCAAUUAGUCUACAGCCCAAUGAUGGAGCCCACGAAUCGAAACAGCUAUAUACAGACACUACCCAAAAUGCCAAUGCACUCUCCACUCCAGCCCCCCACUUCCAGAGAUGAGAGAGCCACAUUAGAUGGUCAACAGGGCUUAUCUUCACAAACUUCAAACUGGGGUCGGUAUACCAAUAAUUUGCUGGAGUCUGUCUCUGUUCCUGGGACACUGAACGAAGCAGUUAUGACACCAUUUUCAUCUGAACUUCAAGGUAUUUCAGAGCAAACGUUAUUGGAGCUUUCUAAAGGAAAACCAUCCCCACACCCCAGAGCAUGGUUCGUGUCACUAGAUGGAAAGCCAGUCGCUCAAGUGAGGCACUCUUUUAUAGAUCUGAAAAAGGGCAGGAAAACAGAAAGUAAUGACACCAGCCUGGACUCUGGCGUGGACAUGAAUGAGCAUCAUCCCAGUCGAAAACUGGAGAGAGAGAAAACUUUCAUUAAAAGCAUGCAUCAUUCUAAGAUCCUUUAUUUGGAAGAUUUGGAUCUGAGCAGCAGCGAAAGUGGGACCACUGUUUGUAGCCCUGAUGAUCAGUCUGUGAGACACCUAUUGGACGGAGGAAGUAGGCAGGUCCUAGAACAGCACACUGAAGAACCACCUCGGAAAAAAAACACAACAAAAGGUCAUGAGUCCAAUACUCCUCCAGCUAAAAAAAGAGGUAGACCACCUGUAACUAAGAAAGAUAGUCAAACCAAUAUCUGGAAAAAAAGAGAGGAGAGACCACUGAUUCCUAUAAAUUGAAACACAGUGUGUUCAGUGUUCUUGCUUUAUUCUAGCAGUUUAUGCACUCUUUCCUCUUUGCUUCUUGUAAAUUUGCAAUGUUGGAUUUAUAAGGAGCAGUCAAAAUGGUUUUCUAGUAUCAGGUAAAGUUACAUUUCUUAACGUGCAGACUAAGGAUUAUGAUUUCAACAGAGCAUUGGAUAUAAAAUGUGAAUUUGUCACUAAGAAAUGCUACAAUGGUUUGUUUAAAUUUUUCAUUCUUGGGGUACACCUCUUGGGGUGCACAGUUAGAAAUUUAGGCACUCAGAAAAAGAAAGUAUUUUAUUUUUUGUAGGCAUAUUUCUGGGUAGCGAUUGUUAAAAAGUUUCCAAAAUCUUGUCCCUAACUGGAGUGACCAGCAGGCUAUUGUGUAGUAUUUACACAUAACUUUUACUGGAGCCCUGACCGUAGUAAUUCCUGUUUUGUAUAAAGUUUCACCACAUUAGUCUCAAUGUGUUCUUGGAAAUAAUCAGGGACUUGGUAUCAACUCCAGACACUUGUUAAGUCUGCAAAAAUCUUCCCUUUCAUGUGUUACUCAAUGCAUAUUGAGUCAAAUUUGGCUCUCUAUCAUAGGCUAUUCCUGAUUCACAAAGGUGUAUUUAGGAUAAAACUUGAUGUCUAAUGAAAAUACUUUUGUAAAUAUGAGCAAAUGGCGCCUUUUGCAGAAAAGGUACUUUUAGAAGGAAUGACCUGUACUGUUAAGUUCAUUCAUUUUUAAAAGUUUUUAAAAACAAAUAGUAAAUUUGAUCACAUUGGCUAACGUGCCUCUUUUUUGCUACUUUUGUUAGUAGGCCAUGCAGCACAGAGGUGUUAAACAGGCUUAAAAAAAAACCUGAUUGUUUAGACUUUUGAGUUUAUGGAAGCUGAGCUCCAUACUUGGUCCACAGUACAACAGAGACACUUGAUUAUGAGUUAUUACUAAGUUAAACAGCUACCAAAAGUUGUGAAUGCAUGAGAUGUAACUUACAUAUGUACAGAGGAAGGAAAUGUCCAUCAAAAUAUAUUUUUUGUUUUAAAUGGUCAUUUUGUCAAAGUGAUAGAUUUAGCUUUGGCUAACAGAAAAGUAGACUCACACUUUUUAAUGUGCUUCACAUGAAACAGAAUAUUUCCUAUGACCUUUAAGAUGUUUCUCUGAAGAAAUAAGUCACAGCAUUUUGGCUUUGGCAAUUUGAUUAUAAAGGAUUGCUUUAAAAAGUGUUAUAGUAGAAAAUUCCUUUUAAAGAAAAAAAAAGCUUUUUAUUGUCUAUAUAAUAAAUAUGGUUGAAGUAACACAACCAAAAUAUAUAUAUACGCUAUGGACCUGGGCUGCAGUCAUCUUCACUCAGGAAACAAUACCAUCAAACUCGGUUAACACCUUUGUCUUUUGGGUGUUGGUACCAUUCCUUCUUUUACUAGAAGAAUUUGCAAACCAAAUAGCAAACAAUACCAUGUUUCUGACUCUUCCUAGUAUGCCAUUGCUUCCUGAACAUAUGAAAUCCUUAUCGAUCCCAUGAAUAUAACAAUGAAAAAUAAAAUGUUCAGAGAGAAAUAUUAAAUAUGGUAAGUAGAUUAUUGUUUGGCCAACAGAAAAAUAAAUCUGAAAGAUUACACAAGUCAUCUGCCUUACAGCUGAGUGUGGGUAUUUGCCAAGUUUGCUUGCCUUUGGUAAUGUGUUUUGAUUUGUGUAACUAAUUAUUCAUAUAAAAAUGUUUAUAACAUAUAUCCUUCAUCAAGUUCCACCCUCUGGAUGGAAUUGUUUUCUCUGAUGGAUUCAUAAUGGUUAAAUAAUCAACCACACUUCAAAACAGAUAUACAUUUAAAAGACUAUUUGAAUGUCAAGCUUAUAAGUUAUUGUCACUGUCAGUGCUUUCAUUGUUGCACCAGUUUUGUUCAGUCCUUCAAAUACAGAACCAGGGUUUACAUUGAUACUAAUAUAAUGUCCUUGAUACCCCCAAAAUCAGACUUGGAGCACCCCCACAAUGGUUUGCCUAUUCCAGUAACUCUGUUGUCUGUUUUGGUACAUAAAAGGAGGUGGCCCACCCUAGAGGAAUAGCUAGGGUUUUACCAGGAGUUCCCCUAUGACCUUCAGGAAACUCUCCAGAACUAACUAACUUUGUUUACCCUUGGGAGGAUGGAUACAGCCUUCCGCUUAAAGGAUUGACACUUAGGCAGUAGUCAUUGAAAACAAAAUAUUCUCUAUUUAACAUACCAAUAUUCCUUAAUACAAUAGAUCUUAAAAGCAUAUAUUAAGAAACAGAAACACAAAUUCUAUGAGCACAAGUAUGUACAUUAAAAUAACCAAUACUGUAGUAUCAUACAUUUGGAGGUGGCUUAAGUGAUUUCGUUCUACAUACGGUGAUCAAUCAGAUGGAUGCUGACAGCAAUUUCAAUUAAAUACUAAACUUUGUACAUAAUAACAUACAUACACACACAGGCAUCCAACUUUAUUAUCUCAAGCAUACACACAAACCUUAUAAACAAUUAUUUUAUUUCCUUAAUAUAUUUUUAUGCAUCUUAUUAGGAUCUACUGCUGCCACUCCAAUUUUUAUUAAUGUUGUUUCUAUUUUUCCCUUUAGCUAAUGGUGGCAUAUUAGCUGAGGGGAAAAAUAGUGUUCCUAAUGCUGUGCUCUGAAAUAGAGCAGCUAAAAAUCUCUCUCGUGAGUUGAGGGUUUGUCAGAUACCAGUCAAUACUGAGAAUAUGCUUCUAUGUCACUUUGUGCACUACAGCAGCUUGACACUGAUGAAUGUUAGUUUGCAGAUUCCCUUAUGGAAUUUUUGUGAAUAAAUCCAUUCUGUGGAGAAGAAAAUAAUUGAUUCCUCAAGCCUACUGUAUGUGGCUCACUAAUGGGAGUGAUAGGACACAAUAAAAUAAUGGCUUUAUUUAAUCCGUGCAAGCUCAGAGAGAUUCAGUUUGGCAUUCUGCUGUUCCCACAAGAAGUUGUUAUGCACCAAAGCUGGGAUUCACUCCCCCCAGGGAUGUGUACGUUUGUUGGGAGGCUCAGUUUUAAGUCUGGGACUCCAUAGAAGCCCAGUGGAGGCUGGCUGGGAUGUGCACUGUAUUGGUUGGUGCAUCUACCUGAUGGGCUGUGCUGGCUAGCUCCAGGUUGCCACCCCCAGCAGAGUAGGAGAUUGUACUCUUGCAUACCUCCCCCCCAACCAAACAUUGUGCUGUUUGGGCUCAUCAGGCAGAAUCUGACCAUAUAGAUGUGGCAAUACAAAGUGCCCCUUCUGAGCACAUAUGCCAGUAGUGCAUUUCAGCUGAUACCCUCAGAUCUGGUUUGUUAGGCUAACAGACCCCAGAAAAUUUGGCUUGCUUUUAGGCUUCCAGCAGCAACAUGGAUCAAAAAUAUAUAAACUUUUUUUAUGCAAAAUCAUACAGGUAGUGUUUGGACUUCAUGAGCUUAUAUGUUGGCUCAGAGGUGAAUGAGUGAUUUGUUAAAAUAGUCCCCUUUAUACACAUUUCAAGGCAAUACAUGUUGUGUGCAGUGAUGCUGUACCAUGUUGAUCAAAAGAUAUUAGAGACACAAGAUGGAUGGAUAAGGCAAUACAUGUUAAAUGACACAUUAUCUGUGUAGAUGAAGCACAUUAGGGAAAGUUGGGUGCGAUAAUGUCUUUUAUUGGAUCAACUUCUGUUGUGAAGGAGACAAGCUUUUGAGUUUACACAGAGCUCUUCAGGUCUGGGAAAUAAUCGCAACGUGCCACAGCUAAAUUAAGGUGGAAAAGCUUGUUUAGCAUAAGUAGUUAACAUAUUGUAUGGGACCAUUAAAGGUGAAGUGGCCAGGGAACACCCCUGCAGUCAUAGGACCAAAAAAAAAAAAAAAAAGUCAGAGGAUGGGUUAGUGGGUUACAGAUCAUUAUAAUAAGCCAUAAAUCCAGUGUCUGUAUUCAGUCCGUGAUUUUUAGUGUCUAGCAAUGUUAUGAAUUUAAGCUCCCAGGCUCGUCUUUUGAAGGUGUUCUGCAGCCGCAACAACACUGCAAACAUACAGAAAGCACAUGUCUAUACAACAAAGGUUCUAAGACAGUUGAAACCCCAUCUCAAGCAAUACCUUCAUUGAAGUAUCUAAAUGUUGGUUGAUACCUCUGUUGGGAUUUUCUCACUUUUACCUGGCCCUGUUCUUGUCCAGUGUCAGUACUGGGAUUUUCUGGACUAUUCCCACCAGCCAUUGGUUUGGUGAUAAUUGCAGUAGUACAUCUGUCAUAGUGGCCUUACUACACCCAUCUUUGUUUCGCAAUCUCCCACUUGCUAGCACUAGUGCUGUUUUUGUUGCUCUCUUUUGAUUUACUGGCAUGAACUGAUUAAGUAUUACUAGCAGUUGUAACGUGGUGCACUCUGUCCCAGCCCUUGUAUGCCCAGAAACCUCAGACUCUCCAGUGAGUGGCAUCUUUAUGUUAUUUAUUUAUAUUCCCACCACUGCCACCAAUACAGUCUUGUGCAGCCAAGUAUUUACAGUGGUUUCUUGCCCUGUCACCCCAGGGCCAGAGAGAAACAGAAACGUCCCUCCCUUGGGAUCUCAGAGCAUGCUGAGUUCACUAACCCAAUCUCUCCCCUUUCUUCCUGUGUCAACUUUUCUAGCCCUUAGCUAAUCAGUCUUGGGCCGAUGAACCAAUUAGCUAGCUAUCUGCCAGUGAGUCUUCUCCAGGGGAACUAAUUGGUACCUAAGUGAUCAGAGGGCUGGCUUGCUUGUUUGUCUCCAGCACUCUCACAACAGUGAGACAUGUCAAGUGGCUUUGCUACAUUAUCCUUGUUUGCUACAUUUUUGUGCUUGUAGACCAGAAGGUCUGUAGUACUUAGCUCAGUGGUUGGAUUUCCUUUAUUUUUUCUCACCCUUUAAGAUGUCAGAAGGGUAUAAAAGACUGACCUGUAACAGGCCCAGGGGAAAAAUAUUGGCCACAGACUCCGAAGAGGAAGGGUCAUAUUAAGGCAAUUAAGGGCCCUAGGUGCACCAUGAUAUUAACCCUUCCUGCUCACAUGCCAUGGCCCCACCUCACACAGAAUGGCAGUCAUAAGAUGCCCCCUCUGCUUCCCCAUGGCCCCAGGCUUCAACUAAUGUUUCACCUUUACCUCAGGGCUCUUCUAUGUUCAGGCCCAGCAGCCAGCCAGGAGCUCUUUCUCCUCUGGUCACUGCCAGCAGUGAGCUGUCUGUGGUGCUGCAGUCCUUCAGCCUGCUAGGAGCACUGUAUACUCCUCAGGCUCCAAACAGCAACUGCCUGAUAGUACCUCUGCAGCUUCUUUUGUAUGGGUCUGCAAACCCCUGAUUGGCUUCUCCCUGCAGUCUUUCCCUAAUUGGCUGCCUCCUGAACAGUCUCUCUAGGCCAUUUGGAGGACUUAGUUCCACUGCUCUUUUCUGGGACGGGGUGUGGUAGAACAGCAGGAGACCUCUGAGCCUGGUACACCCCAUCACAGGGCUGUUGUCAUACAAGUGUGCAAGGCCAUUAAGUAUCUCCUGCUAUGCAGGAAUGUGACUAUUAGUAACAGCAGAACAUAACGUAUUGGUUUGCAGCAAUGGGGUUCCUAAACUGCAGAGCAGCGAUAGAUGGCACGCAUAUCCCUAUUUUGGCAUAAGACCACCUUGUCACAGAGUACAUCAACAGAAAGGGCUAUUUCUCUACAGUUAUGCAAGUGUUGGUGGAUUAUUGGAGAUGCCUCGCUGACCUCAGUGUGGUCUGGUCAGGGAAGGUGCAAGACACUUGCAUUUUUAAGAACAAGGACGGUUCAGAAAGCUGCAAACAGGGACAUUCUUUCACCUGCUGAUAUUGAAAUACCCAUAGUGAUUCUGGGGGACCCAACUUACCCCUAGCUCCCCUGGCUCUUGAAGCCAUACACUAGCCACCUUGACAGCACCAAGGAAAGAUUUGACUACCAGCUUAGGAAAUGCAGAAUGGUAAUUGAAUGUGCUUUUGGUAGAUUGAAGGUGUGCAGGCAUUGUUCACUCACAAGAUUGGAUCUCUGAGAAAAAUAUCCCAAUCAACAAUCCUGGGCUUGUCUCCUUUUGCAGUCUUUGAAAAACUCAAGUAUAGCACCUCCCUGUGCCUUCCCCCAACAUUUCAUGUAGCAUCGGGCUGCAUCCCUACCACUCUACUCAGACACAGCUUCACAUACACUGACCUACGAAAGCCAGGGCUGAUGUGUGCAUGGGUAAAAUGCACAGGAACAUUCCUUCCUCUUUAAGCUCUGUUUCAUAAAUUUAAGGUUUUAAUGUAUUUGUUUUUAACUUGCACUGAAUUUUUUCUGAAGUGUUUUUGUUACUCAAUAAAACUUUGUUUGGAAAACAAUUCAUCUUUAUUAGUUCCCAACAUAUGCUGCAGAGUGCCUGGUGACAGCAAAAGCACUCACUUGACUUAUUAUUACAUACUGUGACAACUUGUAGGAUCAGUGACGAACACAGUGUAAUAAUGAUAAAUAUACAGUAAGAACCACAAAAUUAAUAGGUGCAUUGACAGUGUUAUAUUAAUAGAUGUGCACCAAGCACAUCGUAGUUCCUAAUAAGCUUGCAAACUGCAGGGCGAGGUACGCCACAAUGCAUUGCUGUGGCUCACUGUUAAAGCGCUCUUUCAGAGCUUCCCUAUACCGAUAGCUUCCUGUUGAACUAUUCUGAUAGCCCUUUUGUUUGACUGUUCAAACUCAGCAGAUAGGCAGUCAAUCCCUGCCCUCCAUCCUGGUGGCAACUCUUCUCCCUUUGUUUCACAGAUACUAUGCAGGACACAACAGGCAGCGUUAACGAUCUUGUAGGUCCACAAGAGUCCUGCAGCUUCUGUGUUUGUUGCUGGAGAAGCCCCAUUAUCACCUGGUGCAUCUCCAUUUCUUACCUGCUGGGACUCCUGGGUCUUUCUCUUGUUCUUUCCUUUUGCAUACAGUAUUCAUCCUCCAGAGCCUCUGUUCACUGGCUUGUAGACUCUCAUUGAAUGUCUCAUCCCAAGUCCUUUUCUUUCUCUUCCUUAUUUGGCCCAGGUGUUCCGUGGGGGUGGGGGGAACCCCUCAAGGCUGCAAUGGCAGCAGCUGCAGAUAAAACACACCAGAGAUACCAUUCUCAGGAUAGUCGCAACAGAAGGCAAAAGUUGAGAUUCAGACCUCCCUUCCCUUCCUCCCUAAAGUUAUAAACAAGACAUGGUCAUUGUCCACAUUUCUACAGCUGCUUCUCCCCACAGGCCCAGGAGAGCCAAUAUCUUCUGUGUACUCGGGCAGGUGCACGUCUGGAGCCUGUAGCUAGCAUAAUCAACUAUGCUGUUGCAUGCAAUUGGAGAGCUGCUAGGUGUGCUUUUUGAAAUGGACAAUCAAGAAAAGGAGUUUAAAAAAUUCAUGGAGUUUUAAAGGGGGAGGGCUUCUAGUCUCCGUGACCCCGGGCAGUGAAGUUCACAAUUGUGAUCAGAGCGGCCGGUGUUGGGCAUUGUAAAAGAACGCCAUCUCUGAGAAGCAGGAUUCUUCAAAAGAUUAUUAUUGCCGUUGCCUCAUGUAAUGAAAAACUAGGUAUCACUUACUCUGAGCAUAAACACUAGGAGUUAAGAAUGUGUGUGCACAAAUGUACCUUUUGUAUUUCCCCUGAGGGUCAGAUUUCGUCAGAUGCAUGGGGCAGACUUCAAAUAAGUAACUUUAUAGGUUUUUUCCCCUGUGGCUGCAGUGUGUGACUUAAGGAGCUCCAGAAUUUUCCCACUUCAGAGUAGCACACCAGUUUCAAAUCUCUUCUGCCUUGUAUAAGGUAGGCUAAUGGAGUCCCUAAAAAAAAAAAAAAAAAAAGUAAUUUAGUCAUGUGUUUUUUAUGCAAUAUAGCACAUUUUUCAGACCAAACACUUCUUUGUAAUGAAGAUAAGUGACUAUGUUGCAGUAAACUGAGAAUAUUAAACUUACUGAUGUUUUCUUAGGCGCCAAAUGGAGGUAGUUUUCUGUUAACUUGGCAAACACCAUCAUGUAUAGGCAAACACCACAGGAGAGGAAUUGUUUAUUCCUGAUGUGAGGGGACUGUUGUCUAAUCAAGAAUGUACAUAGAGGGUUCUGAUUAGAACAUAACUAUGUUUGGCAUCCUGUUCUAUGUUUGACAUCCUGAAAAAAAUACUUGGGUACUGCCAGAUUUACUAGUCGAACAGUGAGCAUGUUCGAGUAAUGCAGAUCUGGAGAAGCUUCCCACAACCAGACCCUCGCAACAAAAUCCAUGAUGCAAGAAGGAAAAUAUUUUGUUUGAGUUCCACGGUCUUGCUCACGUGCAGUGAUUUGUACCAAAGAGGAGGAAAUUGCCUGUGGAUAUUCCACAAUAAUUGAAUUCACCCUCUCGUUGUCAGUCUUUUUCAUUAAUUAUAAUAAAAACAAAGUGGGUUAAUGGUAAAUUUUAACGUAGCAGUCUACAAGUUAAAAUGCAGUUACUUCUGAAAUAAGAUGACUUUCAAUGAGUAGUACUGUAUUUGGAACCCUUUACACGGAUAGAGUAAACAACCCAGGCAUGGAAGAGCUGAAGAAAGUAAACUAGCCUGCUAAAGUGCCUUUCUUUUUCCCCAAAGAAUUAUUUUAUCGGUCGGACGCUCCACUAUAUGAAAAGCACACGUAAAUUUUUUUCUGUUAGCCAAAAAAGAUCAUGACUAAAACUAUGUAGUUUCUGUAGUUUUUGAAAGACAAAUCUAGUGUUUCAUGUUGGAACAUUGCCUCCUGCAUGUAGAUAACAACACUUGUUUGCUGUAAGCCAUGUUUUUACAUUUUCUAUUCGGGAAGUGUUAAGAAAAUGUUUGUUGGAAAGAAGUCAGAAAUUAUCAAUGAAAUCACAUCUCUCCAGGGAUUUCAACAGUCAAGGAUUUUUUUAAACACACAGGGCCUGAUUCUGAUCACACCUCCUUAAAUCAGGGAGUAAAUGUGUUGAAAUCCAUUGAUGUCAAAGUAUAAAACUGAUUUAAAUGAUCUUGAUAUCAGAUCUAAUACAUUUAUUAUCUCAAAUGGAAUGUACACAUAACUAAAAAAUUAUACAUCCUACUUUAAGUGCUGAGCUACCUGGCUAGCAGGAGGUAGAAGCAGUAUGGAGACAGGUAUUUUAUGACUUACAAUGAGGGAGCUAAUUUUAAUCACACUUUUGAGCCUGACCCUGCAUUGCUUAUGUACUCCAAGUGCCCCCACUGACUUCCCAGACAUUGAAUUUAGUGGGCCUUUGGGCAUGCAAGAGAUACAGGAGUAGGCCCAUCAUGUUUAAAAAGUGAGGAUGCUAUUCUCGAAAUUGUUCGUAUUAAAAUGUAAAUGUGUGUUACUCUUUUGGCCGUAGGCACUCUGCAUUCUGCUAAGGAUUUGGGAUAUUAUAGCCGUUUUUUAAUGAUAAACACUUUUAUCCAAGCUUUUUUAUUUACUUUUAAAAGAAGUAUUAAAUAUUUCCUGCUAAAAAUCUGAAGCCAUUCACCCCUUUGUAGUAAACCUUUUAAAAAACAAAAAACCAAACAAAAAAAAUUUAUGUAGUAAUUCAUGUUCUCAACAUUUUAAAGUUUAAAAAUUAGUUUUUACCAACUGAAAUUUCCGUAAUUUUAGUCACAAAUUAAGAUUUAAUAAAUCUCUAUACAUGUUUUCCAAGUACUUGGAUAUAUUAUUCCUCAAUUGAACUGAUAGAUUCAGUUAAAGCAUAAUAUGAUGUUAGACUUUAAUGCAUAUUAUGAUGUCAAGUCUUUUGUAACUAUUUUUACAGCAUCUUUGCAGCUGUGUUGGGGAAAGGGCCCUUUUUAAUGCUCACUAGAGCAUGAAGCUCACAAAGAGUCCAAUUCUGUGAGAUGAUGAAUCCCAUGGAGCUGAUGGCACAGGAAGUGCUUAGCAUCUUGCAGGACUGCGCCUUAAAUGUUGAACAAGCACUUCAUUGCCUUGGCAAUCAUUUUCAAACACACAGUCUUGUAAACAUUUAUUUUCUAUUUCAAACGUAAUUGACAUUUUGCAUCCCUCUUUUUAGGUGUUUCUAUCUUUUUUGUAUCCUUUUGUCAGGUGUCUUAAUGUCUCAGAGUAUUUACUACAGUACUACUCUAUUUAUUGCUGAAAAUGUAAUUAAGAUUUGUAAAACAUUAUAGCUCAUGCAAUAUAAUAAAAUAGUUUUUAAAAGUUA
Molecule: messenger RNA, 12990 nt
Organism: Chelonia mydas (Green sea turtle)
Lineage: Eukaryota; Metazoa; Chordata; Testudines; Cheloniidae
Gene: FAM171B
Product: family with sequence similarity 171 member B
Exons: 8
Coding region: 620-2944 (774 amino acids)
Source: RefSeq, a predicted model, not a curated record